Pieris rapae (cabbage white) is the source of this 2341-nucleotide messenger RNA. RefSeq lists its product as uncharacterized. NCBI's taxonomy places the organism in Eukaryota, Metazoa, Arthropoda, Insecta, Lepidoptera, Pieridae. The record is from RefSeq and is a predicted model, not a curated record. The transcript is spliced from 10 exons. The coding region runs from base 141 to 1253 and encodes 370 amino acids.
CACGCACACAACGCGUAGGUAAACUCAGUAAGGCCGUGGAGUGCGCGCGCAGCGAUAGUGCGCGUUGUUCGAUAAAGUGCGGCCAUAUUUGAUCAGCUGUCAACAAGGAUAUUGCUUAUGGUUUUUGUAAUCCACACAAAAUGGCGAUCAUCAAACUUACUAUUUGUUUAAGUUUAAUUCAUAUGGCCGUCGGUAAAGGCAGCGAGGCACAAAUUCAAUGUGGCGCCGAUUUCAUGAAGGUGACUGUGCCCAUGGAUGGCGAUAGGAAGGUAUCAUACCUCGACCAGUUAAAAGAAUAUUCGCCCUGUCAGCCACUGAUGGAGUCUGAUGCAGCUACGUAUAUGUUAGACCUCCAAGAUUAUCAUAAAUGCGCCGUCACCCGAGUACUAAAUAAGAUCACUGGAAAACGAACAUACUACCACAAAAUAGUGAUAGAGACGUUAUCGGGCGGGCGGGAAACUGUCACCGUGCGAUGUGUCGUCACGAACAAGCGAGCCUUGUCUAGAAGAGCCGUAGAACCUUUUCCAUUGGAUUUUAGUGAACCUGAGGUUCUUGACAUAACACGAUACGAAGAAGGCCGUGCCCCCGAACCAAUUUUAGGGGCAGUCGUCAAGCAGAAUGGAAAACAAGUAUCAGGUGAGAUCUCCGUCAGCCCCGGGACUCCUUUAUCCAUGGAAAUAUUCCUGGAUAACUCCUCGGCACCCGUAUAUGGAUUACUGGUGAACUACAUGCAUGUGACAGACACGGGUAAACAGCAGGAGACCAUAAUAUUUAAUGGAUGUUCGAUCGACCCCUACCUUUUUGAUAACUUCCAAACCAACGAUGGUGAUAACUUGACAGCCAAAUUUAGGGCAUUCAAGUUCCCCGAUACGACCUAUGUGCAAUUUAAGGGUACUGUCACAGUUUGCCUCGACAAGUGUCAAGGGGUGCAAUGCAGUAACGGCGUAACAGCCUAUGGCAGGAAACGACGCUCAAUAGCAAACAACGCUGACAGUAAUAAAGUGUACGAAGUGUCGCUUACGACAUUUAUUAAAGUAGACUAUUUGGACGGCGAUAAAGAAGCAGAAGACGUAUUUGGCUUGAUAAAAAAUUUGAAAGUAGCAAACCAGCUUUUGGGUGACAGAAAUGGAACCCCAGCUACCGUCGCCGAGCACACCCAGGACAACAAACUAGUGUUACAGCAAUCCGGUGGUAGUGUAGCUACGUUUAGUGUUUUAUUAUUGAUCGCUAGUAUAGCUUUAUUAUUAAAGUAAACUACCAAAACUAUGGAAAAUUAACUCGAGGUUUCUAUGCUAGGUGGCGCUUCUUGUAAUCUUGUGUUAUUAAAAAUUAAAUUAAAUCAAUCGUGAAAUUAAUUUCAACGCAAGAGAUUGAUUUAAUUUGAAUUGUAGUUAAUGUAAUCUUUUUCAGUACCUAUCUAGCUAUUUUAUAACCGCGCCAUCUUGUUUACCUUUGGUAACAGAAAACAUGUAAUCUGUGUCCCAGUGUUACUAUUAAAAUAUAUAUUUUAAUUUUGCGACCACUAUGUAGUUAGGAUUAAGCAACUUGUCUAUCACAACUUUUAUUUAAUUUCUAUAAAAUGCUCAUCUAAUAUACGUGCAAUUAAAAAAAAUGUUAUUAAGUGUGAAAAUGAAUUUCUCGACAGUUUUUAUUAGUGCAAAAAAACCACAUGAAAUCAUUAAUAUUAAUUAACUUACGUCCAUUACUUUUAAUUCCGUCCAUUUUAAAUAAUAGAUUUAUUUUUAGGCCUUACUAAGUUAAUGCAGUCGCAUUUAAGUUCACUAGUCUUAAAAAUAAAAUGUAAAAUUAAGAAGUAGUAGUUUAGUAAUUCUACCAUAGUAAUAAGUGUAUACUUAACAGUACUGCUUUUAAUCGAUGAUUAACAAUAUUCAUGAGGGCAUGGAAAUCAAAAUUCGUUAAUAUAAGGCAACGAGGGCUGAAAACUUUCUUGUCAGUAAUUAUCAACGAAUCUCAAAAUGAAUAUACGGGAGAAAAGAGAAUUUGUGUAUGUCUACCCUAUUUUGUAACACCGGAAUGGUCCACGGGAAUACCGGACUGUAUACAAAUACAGAAUAUUCCAAAACUGUAUAUUAUAUAAUUGCUAUAAGCAUUCUACCGACUUGAUACUUUAUAUAACAACAAUUUUUAAAGUACGCAAGCAAGCAAUGACUAAUAAAUUAUUGGUACCUUUAAAGAAAAAGAAAUAGGUGCUUCAAACACUACAACCCACAUUGUCAUUAUAAAUUAUGAUUGUAACUAUGUACGGAAAAAUACACGUUUAAAUUUUAACCAUGUUUUGAGAGCUCUUAAGCCUUUUUUUCAAUAAAAUGUUUACAAUUAA